CGCUGCCGAUGCCACAAACAGACAUUCACAUCUAUGAAAAGGUGACGUGCACCUACGUGUGCCCCUCUAUUCCGCUGUCUGUGCGCGCUCCGGCAGCGCUGCCGCACAGCAAUCAGGUGGUAGCUCAAGUUGAAGCGAGCAGGCUCAGCAGGAGAAUAUGUGUCGACAAUGGAGAGAAAACAGCAAGUGAUGUCGAUGAGCAACCCACAGAGAAAGACUGGACCAGAUUCGCCGCAAUGAGCACCUCCUUUCCAAAAUCUGAUUCUACGACCUCCUUACUGAAAUCGUCUUCGGCGGCGAAGAGACCGACACACCUCCCUGAGCACACAGCAGAAAGCCGGAGAAGUCAGCACCACCAUCAGCACCACCAGCAGCAUCAGCAUCAUAACCAGCGUCCCGCCGCGCUCCUGAGCAGCAGCAGCAGCAGCAAAGCCCAGGAAUCCUUCUGGUCGGUCGAAUGCGACAUCAGUGCCCGGAGACCCCUGUGCCAUCCCUCCCUCGUCAGCAGCCAGGACAGUAGUACUAAUGCAGCCACUCGGGGCAAGUGCAAGUCACAUGCUCCUCACAGCCAAGUUUCCGCUCCACCAGAACCAAACGGAGAUGCAGGCCGAGGUGUGAGGGAGCGCUCCAGGACGUCCAAGCAUCGUCACCACCAUCGCAGGAAGCACAACCGAGAGGAGCGUCCGGCCGCAGCGGGGCCAGAUGAACCUGAGCGUCCCCGUCGCUGUCACACGCACUCCCGCCCGGUCCCCAGGGUGCCCUCUCUGUCGGACAGCAAUGACGACAGGGCUCCCCUCUGCGAGCCGAGGGACUGUAACGGGGCCAGUGUGGCCAAUAGCGGCGGUCAGGUCAGCAGUCCAUCCCCGUCCUCUUACUCCCUGGUCCCGCUGUCCAGCAGGUCUUCUCGUCGCUCUCGGAGGUCCAGUGCUGCUUCUUCUGCAUCAGAUAUUAAUUUACGCACGAUCCUCAAUUCACUCUUUGGGCAGGACAGAGAACUGAGGCCAGAAGAAAUGGAUGAGCUACGAGAUGCUUUCAAAGAGUUUGACAAAGACAAGGACGGUUUCAUCAGCUGUAAAGAUCUUGGAAACUGCAUGAGGACCAUGGGAUACAUGCCAACUGAAAUGGAGCUGAUAGAGCUAAGCCAACAGAUAAACAUGAACUUGGGAGGUCAUGUUGAUUUUGAGGAUUUCGUAGAGCUGAUGGGCCCAAAACUCCUCGCUGAAACUGCGGAUAUGAUUGGAAUAAAGGAGUUAAAAGAUGCAUUUAGGGAGUUUGACACUAAUGGAGAUGGUGCCAUAAGCACGUCUGAGCUCAGAGAUGCAAUGAGAAAACUGUUGGGACAACAAGUCGGUCUGAAGGAGGUAGAAGACAUCCUAAGGGAUGUGGACUUGAAUGGCGAUGGACUCGUUGACUUUGAAGAGUUUGUGCGGAUGAUGUCUCGCUAAGAUCAUUAAAAUGAUCCGUCCUGAAUGUGAAGCUACAUCCUUCUCUACACUAGACCAACUACACCCAAAGGACACACUGAGAACUUCUGAGCCAUCCAAAUCUGAAUGACACUGGAAAUAAAACUCCUCGAAUGUUACAGAGUGAGGAGUCACCUCACACUUUGAGUCAAUAAGUGUUCUUCCUGAAACGUCUCCAGUUCAACUGAGGCAGAAUUCGCUGUAGCCUAGCUGAUGAUUACCUAAUUUAUGUUUUUUUGCACUUUAAUUCUCACUAAAUAACUUCCUGUGUGGAUAGAUUGCUGGUGUCUUGUCUCAAUCUUUACAUGUUACAAUUAAGCGUCUCACAAAACAUCACCUUUGAUGUAGAACGGCGUCAGCAUGAGAGACUAAAUGUUUGUAGAAAAGAUGUUAAAGGUCACUGUACUGUUGAAAAUUCCACUGUAUAUUCACCCAGUAUGUGUUAUAUUAGAAACUGCAAGCGGAACGACCUUUGUGUGACAUUGGUGCUCCACCGAGGAACCCGUGUGAUGGCAGCAUUACACCUGUAUCCCACCUGUGUGACCAUCUGUGGUUUUUCACUGUGCCAGUUAACAUUUGAUAAAAUGCACCCCUCACUGACAUCCAGUUCAGUAGACUCGGUAGCUCAUAAUAAUGAGCUGCUGAAUAUAAAUACAUUUCAUAUAUGUUAUUCACUCGUCCAGGAUUAAGGGCAGUUGAAACAUUUACAGUACGAUAAGAUGCACCACUAUUAAAUCCAUAGACCCAAAAUGAUACUCGUCUGCUGCAGUUUGCAGGAAAAUGCAUAAUAUUUUAAUGCCCACAAAUUUAAAUUAUUUACUUUGGAAACAAAUAAUGGUUGUUUUUUUUUUUUUUGUUUUUUUUAAGAACUACAUCUUGCCCUGCCUGGGAUUACACAGUAGAAAUGACGUAUGUGAAGUGCAUUUACAGUGGAUGUGAUAAUGUUGUAAAUGUACUGUCUGUCUGUGUCUCAAUUAUUGUAUUUGUGAUAAUGCUCCACACGUCAGUGCUGUCAAAAAAUUCUAUGCAUGCCAAAGACAUUUAUUAAAUUCAGUAUGCACAUUUGCAUUUCUGUCUAACAAAGUCAACAAAAUAUUCCACCAAGCUAACUGUAGAAGAAUAAAAGGUGUUUACAUUUGAGCCCCUUUUAUUGUGGUGAUGUC
This is a messenger RNA of Archocentrus centrarchus (flier cichlid), 2626 nucleotides long. RefSeq names its product calcium binding protein 1a (gene cabp1a). The transcript is spliced from 7 exons. Lineage: Eukaryota; Metazoa; Chordata; Actinopteri; Cichliformes; Cichlidae. Gene Ontology annotation, cellular component: cytoplasm. The record is from RefSeq and is a predicted model, not a curated record. Gene Ontology annotation, molecular function: calcium channel regulator activity; calcium ion binding. Bases 9 to 1445 code for a protein of 478 amino acids.